This is a messenger RNA of Neolamprologus brichardi, 1647 nucleotides long. RefSeq names its product 5-hydroxytryptamine (serotonin) receptor 2B, G protein-coupled (gene htr2b). Gene Ontology annotation, molecular function: G protein-coupled serotonin receptor activity; neurotransmitter receptor activity. Gene Ontology annotation, cellular component: plasma membrane; dendrite. Gene Ontology annotation, biological process: heart development; phospholipase C-activating serotonin receptor signaling pathway; smooth muscle contraction. Lineage: Eukaryota; Metazoa; Chordata; Actinopteri; Cichliformes; Cichlidae. The record is from RefSeq and is a predicted model, not a curated record.
AUUAUUGCCAGCUUUGGAUUUUAUAAGAACAAAGAGCAUCUUCGUUUGGCUUUUACGGGAUGCAGGAUCUUGUGUGCUGCCCCUGAACUGUCUCACCCUACCCUGUGCCCUUGCCUGUGGGACCCAGUGACCAUGCUGACCGAGUCUCCCAGACCAGAAAGAUUAGAGCCCCGACCUACACUCAAGCCCGCUGUAUGCUCAGCAGCACCCUGUCUCAGCCAGCCAUGGCACAGCUCGAGGCUAAUAGCUCACACGCAGGCAAAGUGUCUGAGAUUCAGCUGAAAUGGGCUGCCUUGCUCAUUGUCAUGGUCAUCAUCCCCACGAUCGGAGGAAACAUCCUGGUCAUUCUCGCUGUGUCGCUGGAGAAAAAGCUGCAGAAUGCUACCAACUACUUUCUAAUGUCACUUGCUGUAGCCGAUCUGCUGGUGGGACUCCUAGUGAUGCCCAUUGCAUUGGUCACUGUUCUCUACAACUCUGGAUGGCCUCUUCCUGAGUUUCUCUGCCCCAUCUGGCUCUUCCUUGAUGUGCUUUUUUCUACUGCAUCCAUCAUGCACCUUUGUGCCAUUUCACUGGAUCGCUACAUUGCCAUCAAGAAGCCGAUUCAACACAGCCAGUACAAAUCCAGAGCCAAAGCGCUGGUCAAGAUCGCAUUGGUGUGGCUCAUAUCCAUUUGUAUUGCAAUUCCAAUUCCUAUUAGGGGCCUUAAGAACUACCACCUUCCCAACAACAUCACCUUCAACAGCAACCACACGUGCCUGCUGAAACCAACCACCUUCUGGGAUUUUAUCAUAUUUGGCUCUUUGUCAGCAUUCUUCAUCCCUUUGACUAUCAUGAUGGUCAUCUACCUACUCACUGUCCAUGUGUUGCGCAAAAAGGUUUAUUUGCUCAGGUCAAAGGUCACUCAGCGUUUUAGCUCUCCGGCGGUGUCCACGGUUUUUCAACGGGAGCAGUCUAUGGCUUCAACUGAAGCCGAGCAAAUGAAUGUGCUGGACAGCAGACUUCCCCGGAUGCAGGAAAAGCCAAAUGCAGGCACCACGGUCGCUCACGCGCCGUACGAACAGUCCUUUCGCAGGAUGUCAACAAUGGGCAAGAAGUCCAUGCAGACUCUGAGCAACGAGCAGCGUGCAUCCAAGGUACUGGGCAUCGUCUUCCUCCUGUUUGUAGUCAUGUGGUGCCCUUUCUUUAUUACAAAUAUCACCUCAGUGCUAUGCAAAGGGUGCGAUCCCAACGUCAUUGCCCGGCUCAUGGAGAUCUUUGUUUGGGUGGGUUACGUGUCAUCAGGUAUUAACCCGCUGGUCUACACCCUAUUCAACAAAACUUUCAGGCAGGCGUUCACACGUUACAUCACCUGUAAUUACAGGAGCUGUGCCAGUAACCUGUCAGGAGGACAUCUGAGGCCAUCAACUGCAGAGUGGACUCUAACAAGGAUUUCAAUCAAAUCUUCCAUGGCAGAGAACUCUAAGCUAUUCAUGAAACGGGGAAUGAAGAACGGCAUUGGAGCUGUGGCCUACCAAAGCCCGCUGAGGUGUCGGCAGCCACCUGUACAGUCAUCUAGUGGUGUUGUGCUAGACACAAUACUUCUGACUGAAAAUGAAGAUGAUAAGCAGGAGGAACAUGUUAGCUGUGUAUAGACUAUGGACACGCAAA